Fusarium redolens is the source of this 1244-nucleotide messenger RNA. Its product is annotated as Vps51/Vps67-domain-containing protein. The record is from RefSeq and is a predicted model, not a curated record. Bases 166 to 1074 code for a protein of 302 amino acids. Lineage: Eukaryota; Fungi; Ascomycota; Sordariomycetes; Hypocreales; Nectriaceae. Gene Ontology annotation, cellular component: GARP complex; membrane; EARP complex. Gene Ontology annotation, biological process: retrograde transport, endosome to Golgi; Golgi organization; lysosomal transport. The transcript is spliced from 2 exons.
AGAGUGGAGCAUCCCCUAAAUUUAGCGUGCCGUGCCCCUGGAUUGUAGGUGCAGCGUGUCCAGCUCAGGUCAGCCUUGUUAACCUCCAGCUCAGCUUUAACUCGAGCUACGCUUCCAGCCACGACCAUCCCCAUCUCUGUCUCCGAACUUCGACAAGUCGCAGAAAUGUCUACAAUAGCUUCACCCCGCGAUCCUCCUCGCCGUACUCCUACAAACUCCAACCGUCCCUCAUUCGAAACCUCCCGGUCCGCACUGGCCUCUCCCGUCCUCACACAAGGGCCUACACAGCCUCCUGGUCCUCCUCAGCAACAGCAACGCAAAACGUCUUCCAAUCGCGCUGCUCUUCGCGAGUACUACAAUCUGCGCGCCUCAGCCCCUCGUAUAGAGGUUCCCGAUUCUGAAGUCCCGGCUACCGAGAUCGAUGCCCCUGACUUUAACGCCGAUGAAUAUGUCGCCAAAGUUGUUGAGAAGAGCAGUCUUGAGGAGCUUUUGAGGCUAUAUACACGAGUCGUGGGAGAAGUGCGCGCUCUGGAUGCGGAGAAGAAGGCCCUAGUAUACGACAAUUACAGUAAGCUUAUUACAGCAACAGAGACUAUUCGCAAGAUGAGAGCAAAUAUGGAUCCUUUAAAUCCUAUGGCCUCAACACUCGACCCAGCCAUUGCCCAAAUCUACAGCCAAGCAUCCUCCAUCCGAGACGCCCUUCGGGAAACAGUUCCCUCACCAGAUUCCGAGGAGGGCAAGAAACGAGACGCAGCAGCCAGGCAACAACGGACAAGACAACUCGCAGCGCAGGUUCUAGCGACACCUGAAAGAUUACGUGUUCUUGUCAGUGAAGGAAAGAUUGCACAAGCGCGCAAAGAGUGGGUGAUGCCACGAAAACUGCUAGAAUCAUGGAAAGAGAAAGGACUUGGUGGUAGUGAUGUCGAGGAGUGUAUCGAAGAGGGUGACGAGACGUUGAGACAAAUCGAUGAUAAGAGCAGCGCUUCAAGUCCGAGGAUAUCAAGGGACGAACGGCUAUCAAGAGAUGAAAGACGAUCAAGAGAUAGCCGGGUGUCAAAAGACGGACGGUCAUGAACUGCAAGUUACGAAAAAUACCCAAUGAUUCAUUGUAACCUCUGAUUACCCCCCAGGGCUAAUGGAGGGUUUUAUAAAAUCCUGUUAUUCAACAUCAUGAAAAUAAUUUAUUUCAAUUACAGCAUUUCUGUUGCGCCAAGUCGCAGCUUGUCUGAGAGCUACUAUCUGGA